Trematomus bernacchii (emerald rockcod) is the source of this 1601-nucleotide messenger RNA. RefSeq names its product somatolactin alpha (gene smtla). Gene Ontology annotation, molecular function: growth hormone receptor binding; growth hormone activity. Gene Ontology annotation, biological process: growth hormone receptor signaling pathway; positive regulation of receptor signaling pathway via JAK-STAT; positive regulation of tyrosine phosphorylation of STAT protein. The coding region runs from base 68 to 769 and encodes 233 amino acids. The record is from RefSeq and is a predicted model, not a curated record. NCBI's taxonomy places the organism in Eukaryota, Metazoa, Chordata, Actinopteri, Perciformes, Nototheniidae. Gene Ontology annotation, cellular component: extracellular region. The transcript is spliced from 5 exons.
UCAUGGCCUGGUCAGGAUUUAUAAAUGGAGUGAGCAUGACAGAAAAGGUAGGAAGGUCCUGAACAGAAUGAACAGAAUGAACAAGAUGACAGUCAUGCAGAGCGUUGUAUGGCCUCUAUUGCUCUGGCCCUGUCUGCAAACCGUAAGCAUCCCCCUAGACUGUAGGGAAGAUCAGGGCGGCCUCAACAGCUGCCCCUCCAUCUCCCAAGAGAAGCUUCUAGACCGAGUCAUCCAACACGCCGAGCUCAUCUACCGUGUCUCAGAAGAAUCAUGCUCUUUGUUUGAGGAGAUGUUCAUCCCGUUCGAAUUGCAGCUCCAGAGGAACCAAGCAGGCUAUGCAUGCAUCACCAAAGCCUUACCCAUCCCCAGCUCCAGGAGUGAAAUCCAACAGAUCUCUGACAAAUGGUUGCUCCACUCUGUGUUGAUGCUGGUCCAGUCGUGGAUCGAGCCUUUGGUCUACCUGCAGACCUCACUGAAUCUCUACGAUGUGGCUCCUGACACACUGCUUAACAAGACCAAGUGGGUGUCUGAGAAGCUGAUCAGUCUGGAGCAAGGAGUGGUGGUCCUCAUCAAGAAGAUGUUGGCUGAGGGGUUGUUAACCACAAACAGUGAGCAAGGCCUUUUCCACAACGACGCUCAGCCAGAGAUGCUGGAAUCCGUGAUGAGAGACUAUACCUUACUCAGCUGCUUCAAGAAAGACGCCCAUAAGAUGGAGACCUUCCUCAAGCUCCUCAAGUGUCGACAAACUGACAUAUACAACUGCGCAUAAGCCUCAAAGUUGAGCUUUUAAAUAAUACAGCUUUUUAAUGAAUUCCUGAGUUUACUAGUACUUAUAGAUAUGACCAUGCCUUAGGCGCUGCUGCCUCGCUUGUAUUGCAGUACAUUCUUUAUUGAUUGUUUUGGAACACCUUCACACAAAACUAAGUAGGUGUGAUGCUGUGCCCUUUAUGGAGCAUUCUGCAUUUUAUAUUCCCCCGCUCAGUUGUUAUCUUAACCUGGCAAAGGCAACAGAGGGCAAACUCCCAAAAGAUUAUUUGCGUGUCGAGCUGUCAAAGAAAUCUACAUAUCCUGCCAUUGAUUUCCAUUUCCUUUGUUCUUAACUGGUGUUUGUAUUCCUCGCUGUCUCUGGCAGUGUUUUGAUUAUUCCCACGGCCCCCAGAGUAUUCAGUGAGAUGGUUUCUCUCCUGCAUUAGUGAAAUGAAACACUUUCACCGGAGACGGGAGUCAAACCGAGAGCAAUCACUACUUUAAAAAAGACACAUUUUGAUCGGUGCAAGGAACACAGAUAGAGAAGAAAUAACAGCUAAAAUGAGGGGCAAGACUUGGCUACCUGGAGUUUCUGGUUGAGCAGGUUUAGAUUUGCUGAGUGCUGAUGAAAUAAUCCAGAAUAUUUGAAUGCCUAAAUGUGCCUAAUUAAGCUUGUUAAAUGAUCGGGGAGAUCCAUUUGAAAUUUUAGAAUGUUCUUUUAUGAAUAGGUAAUGCAGAAUUCAAAGUAUAUUUUGUUCUACUCUAUGAUGCCCAAUGUACUGUGAAAACCUUUCUAGAAUACCAAUCUUUAAGUGGUAUUUAAGGCGCUAAUAAAGACAAAUGUAUUUAGAAAA